AGUUUUGUUUACUUCAUUUCAGUAAUAUGUCAGUAAUUUCGGUAAUUUCCUUCAAUUUUCGGUUUUCGGGUUUUUGUGGGUUUUAAAAACAAGAAAUUCAUAAAGUUAGUGUUUCUGGAGAUAUAAAUUAACUCCAAACAAACACAUCAACUAACUUCUAGUUAUUUUCAUUACGGUUAUUAACAUUAAAAGCAUAUGGCUCAUACAAUAUUACUGGUUCAACCAGGACCAAAUCCGGAGACACGGACGUAUUCUGAUUAUGAAUCUAUUAAUGAAUGCAUGGAAGGCGUUUGCCGAAUCUACGAAGAACAUCUCAAGAGGAGGAAUCCUAAUACACCAACAAUAACGUACGAUAUUUCACAAUUAUUUGAUUUUGUCGACCAACUAUCAGACUUGAGUUGCUUGGUUUAUCAAAAAUCGACCAACACAUAUGCCCCAUAUAAUAAAGACUGGAUAAAAGAGAAAAUCUAUAUAUUGCUUCGACAAGCGGCAGGACAUGGGUUAUAGGUACCUAGUUUAAUUUUGUAUUUUUUUUUUGUAAUUCCCAGAAUAGGGCUUUUUAUGUUACAAUAUCAGUUUAAACUACAAGUUUUGUAAGAGAUAUUAAAGUAAUACAUUUAUUUUCAAUG
This is a messenger RNA of Sitophilus oryzae (rice weevil), 629 nucleotides long. It is a transcript of the gene e(r), whose product is annotated as enhancer of rudimentary homolog. NCBI's taxonomy places the organism in Eukaryota, Metazoa, Arthropoda, Insecta, Coleoptera, Curculionidae. The coding region runs from base 196 to 507 and encodes 103 amino acids. The record is from RefSeq and is a predicted model, not a curated record. The transcript is spliced from 3 exons.